This is a messenger RNA of Aegilops tauschii subsp. strangulata, 594 nucleotides long. The record is from RefSeq and is a predicted model, not a curated record. Lineage: Eukaryota; Viridiplantae; Streptophyta; Magnoliopsida; Poales; Poaceae.
AUGAUUUUUACUCUUUGUACACUUCAGUAUAACAAUGUCAAGCUAUCAGACCUGUGGUUUGCCAGAAAAUACGGGAAAGGUGACGAUCGUAACGUGUACACACUCAUAACAAGUGGGUACGGCUCUGCGCCGGAGUACGUCAUGUCCGGGGACUUCACCAAAAAGAGCGACGUGUACUGCUUUGGAGUGGUGUUACUGGAGAUCCUAACCGGGCAGAGGUUGGCCUGGUUGGCCUGUGCUUCAGAACAGUACCCGCGGAACCUACGACCACGUCUGAGAGACCCGCUCAAGCUAGGGAGGAUCAUGGACCCUGUGUUGAAAGACAUUUACCCGGUGGCAGUGGCACAUGAUGCUUGCAUGGUCGCGUAUAGGUGCCUUCACGCAAGCCCCGGGAAACGUCCAAGCAUGUUGGCUGUUGUGGAGGCGCUUGAUUUGCUUGUUGGUGUCACCAUCGUGGACGAGGUUGAUGUUGGUCAGACAAGCACAAGGCCGUGAUCGUGAGCUAAGCUUUGUCAUCGUUUCCAUGUUAAAUAUGUUGAUCUGAUCUCUAUUUUCUUGUAAACUAUGUAGACGAUCAUUGUCCUUAUGUUUAUA